UUUUUGUCUAUGAUCAUCCUGUCUUCUAAUUCCAAUUGCGUAUCUUGUUACAUAACGAAGGUUUAAAUGUUUAAAAUUAUUUUUGAACUCAGAUAAGUGUUGGCGUAAGUAGGACUAAAAGGUUAUGCUAUCUAGAGAUAACGGAAAGAAAUUAAAUACUCGGUGAUAAUGGAAGCAAUUUUCAGUUAGAACCGGGAUAGCCUGCGUUCUGCCUCAGGUCGGUUGGAAAAUGAAAUUGACAUUACCUCGACCAUGGAUGAGAGAGAUGUUCGGAGAGAUUGUUGGAACAUUUUUGGUUGUUUUCAUAGGCAACUGCUCGGUCGCCCAGUCCGUGCUGAGCGGGACGUCUGCUGGGACGUUCAUGUCCAUAAACAUAACUUACGCGCUCGCGGUGUCCAUCGCCAUCCUCGUGGCCGGGGGACUGUCAGGUGCGCACGUGAACCCAGCGGUGACCGUGGCGCUGGCCGUCCUCUUGAAGUUCCCCAGAGGCAAGGUGGCACACUACCUCCUGGCGCAGUACCUCGGGGGAUUCAUCGCUGCGCCGUGCACAUAUCUCAUGUACCAUGACGCGCUGGCAAACUUUGACGGAGGGAACCGCACUGUGGUUGGUGAGCACGCAACUGCAGGAAUAUGGGCGACGUACCCACAGGACUUCCUGUCCCUCCAGGGAGCCUUCCUGGAUCAGGUGCUGGGGACCGGCGUGCUGAUGCUGGUGGUGUGUGCGGUCGGCGACCAGAAGAACAUGCAGGUCCACCGCAGCCUGCACGCCCUCUACGUCGGCCUGACGGUGCUGGCGCUGGGCGCCGGCCUCGGCUACAACUGCGGCUACCCGCUGAACCCGGCCCGCGACCUCUCCCCGCGGCUCUUCCUGGUGAUGGCGGGCUGGGGCAGCGAGGCCUUCGUGUACAAGAACUACUGGUGGGUGCCGAUUGUGGGGCCUCACGUGGGGGCCAUCCUGGGCUGUGGGCUCUACAGCCUGUUCGAAGCACAGUUCCUGGAGACAGAACACACAUUCGAGCAUGAACUGACUGAAGCGAGUGAAGGAAAAAAAUUGAAUGUUCCUGCGCAUGAGUAGUGCUCAUUGAACAAGAAAGUAGAAACCUGCUUGUUGAUGCCUGGGUAGUGAUGAUUUUCGUAGUCUGGCUUGCCAAUUGUUCCUGUAAGAGAGUUGUGACUUUAUGUAGCUUUAGUUGUUUUGUACCUUUAUCAGAGGUAGAGUAUUAUUUAUUAUACCUGAACCUGGCAAAAUUUUCUUCAACCUUUUAAAAAGAUAUUUGGGUUCAAUUAAUUUUCUAAAUUGUAAUUGCUAGGUAUCAGAACAUACCUAUGUACUGGAGUACAAAAUAUUUAACCUCCUUUAGUGCAGUGUUAUUAACUAGUCCAUGUUUCUGCAUAGUAUUUUUGUAGUUGAAAAGUUGUGAAUUCAUGGUGGCUUACGAAAACCUAACCCAUUGGUUUAACAUGACAUAGUCACGAGGCUGAGUUUGCACAACCAUAUUGACUUAUUGAGUGAACCAAGUAUUUUUGGAUCAAGUACAAUUUCAUAGGAGUUCAAAAAUUAAAAUUGUUAAUAUUUUAAUUUUUUAAAUGUAGAAACACUUUUACAAUUGUAUUUUAGGAUUGUUUUAAACCAAUAUUCUUCAUAGAAGUUCAAAAAUUAAAAUUGUUAAUAUUAUUAAUUUUUUAAAAGUAAAAAAAAAUUACAAUGGUAUUUUAGGAUCGUUUUAACAAAUAUUAAAAAAAUUGUCAAUUAUUUUUAUGAAGCCAAGUUUCAUUUUCAACAUAAAUUAUAAAACACUAAUUAUAGUGUUAUCUUCAUUGACCAAUCUUCUUUAUUUUGUUGAUAGUACAUUUUCUGUAGCUUAAUCAAACAAGUAUGUACACUGUGACCACUGUGAAAUAUUUUUAUCUCCUAAUUGUAAAUGUUAAUUUUUUUCCCACCAUUUGGCAGCACUUAUCUGGUUUCACGUUCACCUUUACAUUAUACGAGGCUAAAUUUAAAGUGAUUGAGUAAGGAAUGAAUUAACCUGAUCUAGGUUUGAAACAUAAGUAAACUACUGUGGUUAGAAUUUCAAAUGGGUAAAGUUAACUUGUACUUUUGCCUAAACAAAGUUAAACGGCAGCUGAUUACAAUCGCUGAUUACGAUUCUCCAUGCCUCACCUAAACACAUACGUACUAUAUUUAAUGAUUAUGAACCAGUAUGUGGAAUUUUUUUAUUUAAUUACUAUCCGAGGAACUUGUACGCUACCAUAUAAAACAGUGAUGUCAAACAGUAUUUUAGCAAUACAUAUACAACUAUUUUGUUCAUUGAUAACUGAAAUAUUUAUUUUUAAUUCUUUACUAGCUUUAAAUUUCAAUUAUUACAUUAUUAAAAUUAUUGUGCAAAAUAAAUAUUUCAAUUAAAGAUACAUUACGAAAUUUUAUGACAUUGCUGCUAAAUGUGUGCCUUGGCAAAGCAAACAUGAAACCCUAGCUUUACAAAAUAAAGAUAUUGCAGCAUCAGUUCCAAACCUAUAUUAUUGUUCACAUUAGACAUAAGUUCUGUUAAGUUUGGCAUUCUAACACACCCAACUUUGUUAAAAAAUGAUUAAGACAAAAGAAUUUUACUCUAUUUCAUAUCUAUUUACUUAUUACAGUUAAAUUACAUUGCAAACUUGUUAUUAUUUACUUUUUUUCAUACCACCAACUGAUACAUACUAUGUCAGUCUAUGUGGAAUACAACGUAGUAGUAUGUCCCAGUGAUGAGUAUCAUCCAAAGUUGCUGUAUAUAGUCACAUCAGCAAAUUUUGGAGUUUAAUGGGAAAAAAUUGUGUUGGUACUACGUAGCUUCUGUCUGCUGUAAUCUCUACUAUCAUUGUUGUUUACCAUGUCUUAUAUAGCUAAAUGAGAGUUCAUGAACACCAUUAUAGUAAGUUUUAGUAAGCCUAUAAUGGUAUGUGCGCUUGACUGUUACAUGCCAUGCCAUUGCCAUAAAUAUAGUUUUAACGUAGUGCUGUAGGCUCAUGGUUUUUUUUAUGCAGUAAAUUAAAAAAGUAUAUAGUUGUCUUUGGUUGUUCUAGAACACACAUUAUUUCCACUGUUGUAGACCUGUAUUUCGUACUGGCGUCAUGUGUGUUUGUGCCUACGCAUGCUAGUAUUGAGCAGUGAAAGCUAUAGUAACUGUGUUGGGGGGGAGAGAUAAAUUUACAGUCACAUUUAGUUACCAAACUGUGUUAUUAUUUUUCCUGCUUGGUUGUUCCUGUAAUGUCUUGAAAGUGGUAUGUAUUAUAAUAAGUUUAUAAAACCAUUAUAUAUUUUUAACAAUCAUUAAGUAAACCAAAGAAAUACAGUCGGGUGUUUAUUGAUAUGAAGUGCAAUGAAAUAUUGAUAUUCAUCCCAUGUUCUCAGUAAAUUAAUUGUUUCAAAUUUUUGUGUAGUAAAGUUGUUUCAAUUUUUCAGUCUGGCAAUGUUGGUUAUGUGGUUUUGAUGGAAAUGAUAACAUCAUCACUUGUAUAUUUUGCAGGAAAUACAUUUAUGUUAAAUUCUGCAUGCUAUGUGUGUAAAGUGUGGUGUGGAAUGUAUGUUUAUUGUAAUAUUUUUAAUAGGGAUGGGUCGAUUCGAUUCUCCGAUUCCUCGAUACCACCGAUUAUUAAAAAAUUUGGGUACUCAGUAUCGGGUACUAAAAAAGGGCAAGGUAGGUUAGGAAUCGGUUAAGUUAAGAAAAUACAGUAGUAAUAUAUUUUCGUCUGAACUUUACUUACUUAUUUUAAUAUAUCUUACCUGCCGUAUGCGCAUAAAAUUCCUAAUAAUGCUCAUUAUUAUUAAAUAUUAAUUUUAUACGAAUAAAAAUAAAUAAAAACAAUGUUACCGGGCAUGUUUAACCUCUAAUUAAAACUCCACGAUCGAAGAACAUUAUUCCUCACUCAUGUAUUAGACGUAAAUAAAUUGUAAAAAGAGUUAUUAAUUUUAUUUGCAGUUAAGAAAAGUCCAUUGUUUAUUGUGAAGAAAGUGACGGUUAUGAAACGAGAUCACAUCACGUGUCGUCACCAGUUUAGUUGUGAGCCAUUCAAGGAUGAUGGCCUCCACAAAAUCUCUGGUGGCCAUAAAAUAUAAAGUCAAGUCGAAACGUAUUGAUUCGUUGCAUACGGGACAAAUUGUAUAAUGAAAGCAACAAUCGAUAAUAAAGAAUUCUCUGGCCAUACCGCCAACAGAGGCUCGUGUUUAUUUCUUGCAAAGGAAAACCGUAAUAAUUACUAGAAAAACACUUGAAAAUAGUUUUAGCAAAACAAUAUUUGUGCCAAAUAAAUAUUGUUUUGCUAAAACUAUUUUAAAGUGUUUUGCUAGUUUGUUAGUAAAAAAAUGUUCGCCGACUGUCGUUUCAAAUUACGAUGCGAAUGUUCUGAUAUUGUAUUAACAUGUCUAAAGUUUGGGAACAUUUUCGCAUCAAUAGUGAAAAUGACAAAUAUGCAAUUUGUAAUAAUGGUAGUGCGCAAAUUUCACGGAGCGGUACUUAUAAAUCUACAACCAAUUUAAUGAAGCAUUUGAAAUCCCGGCACACAUUACUACCAGAAAAAAUAGUCUUUGAAGAAAAACAAACUUUUGUUUACAGCACUGUCACCAACUAAGUCAAAAGGUACCACAGAAAAAAGUAGUGCUACCUUUGAACCCAUUUUGAACAAAGAUGUUAUGUUAUCGGCGUUAUCGCCUGUUAAAGAACCUUGUCUAAAUGUUGAACUUCUUUGUGCACAGCCUAGUACUUACUAGCAAACAAACUUUAUGUGAAAAUGCUUCUUCACUGGUAAUUUAAAAAAAAAAAAAAAAAAAAACCUCAACAUUUAAUCCUAAGUCUAUAAUUAUCCUUUAUACAUGUUAUUAUCAUUAUGUAAUGCAUUCAAUUCUUAAGUAGUUUUAAUUAUGUGACCAGAAUUACCAGGAAUCGAAAACUGGAAUGACUCGGAAUCGAGAAUCGAAAUUUAGGAAUCGGUACUGGUAUCGGAAUCGAUAAAAAUGUGUACUCAACCCAUCCCUAAUUUUUAAUAUGUCAUUUUGCAAGCUAGAUAGAUUAGACAAAAAAUUUGCCAAAAAAUUUGAAGUGACAGAGUUAAAACAGUAAAAUUUCAGAGCAGUUGGCUGGAGCGAGGGUGUAUGAACCUGAAAUUUACCAUUCGAUAUGCCACUAACUCUCAUUAUUUUAAGUAAAAGUUUCCAAUGCAAUGGGGAUGAGAAACUAUCUGUGCUUCUGUCCAGGUAUUGCAUUUGUCAAUAAAUGCACAGAGUUAAAGAAUAGCUAGAUAAAUAACUGUCUUAAGGAGUUUUGUUUUCUGAUUGAGAUUCACAAAAUUAAUAUUUAUUUAAAAAAAAAAAGUAAAUAAAAUUAAAACAAAAUGCCAGGUAAUUCAGUAAUUUGAAAAACAUUUAAUUUUUCUCUGUAAUAGAACAGUGUCACAGAUAAUUUUCUGCUGCUUAAUCUUUCAGUAGUUUACGCUAACCGAAACCAUUUUGAAACAGCCUUUGAAAUAAUCACUGUCUAGCUAUAACCUAACAUGUUCAUGCUUUGGUAUACGCCUUAUUAGGUUGGUAGCUAACUAAGUAAAUGGUUUUGUCUUAAAAUUAUAUAAGAGUUCCUAUUUUAAAAAUUCAUGGCUGUUAAAAUUUGUUUAUUUAUUCUAAUUUAUCAACAAUUUUAUCUAUGCAAAGUUAACUACACAAAUAUAAGCCAAAUGUAGAAAUUCAAAACAUAAUAAAUAUAUUACUAUACAGUCUGGAAAUAAUAAAUCUUAAUGAAAUACAAUUAUAAUUACAAAUAAUUUGAAAAUGCCUACAUUUGAAUAAAAUUUAUAUUGAUGGUUUUUUUUUAAUUUAUUAUAUUUCUAACUAUGAAAUUAUUUAGCCUUGUUUGAGGAGAAUGACAAUGUUAUAUAGACGUGUGACAGGAGGAUACUGAAAGUAGAUCUUAUGUCGAACUUCGUAAAUGUUGAUUUCAGCUUACAGCCAGCCAUACUGUUUUGUGAAUACAUUCAGUAAUGAGUCUUUUAUUUUACAUCAAGAUUCUGCUGCGAUCACUGUAUUUUGGGUUUGUCCUGUGAUGCAAAAUCUUCCUCGUAGUGUUUCAAUACAAGAUUAAUUUCCAAGGACAGAUUGGCGAUAGAUGAGAUCAUGCAGGUUCACUUAUUGAGGCAUGUAGUUUCUAUACUGUCAUUAACAUAUGCUAACUGUCUAUGUGUUAUGUUUAGUGUGAAAAUAAGCAAUCUUGUCAUUUGUGAAAUAUAGUGGAACUCCCACAGAGAAUGAAGGAAAAAGCGGUAAUGUAAUGUCUCAGCAGAACACUAUUCUAAUUUUCAUGAUGAGGCAAGGAGCAGAGGUUUAGUGUCCGGACAGGCGAUCUUGCUGAGCUGAGCAUGUGAAUGCGAAAACGAGAGUAUAUUGUGGCACUGUGGUGCCAAUUAUUAGUUUUUCCUUGCAAUUUCCAAAACUUUCAAAGUAAACAACAUAACAGAAUUGCACCUGGCAAACUAGGCUUCCAUUAAAUGUGUGCAUGUUUAACUACCUCAGAAGUGCUAUGUUUAUGAUGGUGUGUACAUUAAGAUAUUGUUGUCAUUAUAGAAUUUUCAUAUUCUAUAGAUUAUUAAGGCACCAAGAAAUAUAUAAGGACUUAAAGGUUACACAUUAAGUUUAUGAUUAUUUUUAAAUAUUCAUUUUGAAUUAAUUAUAUUUUUAAUAAAUUUCUGUAAUUAGCAAGAAGUUUUUUAAUCUGCAGAAGUGAUGAUAUUUGUUCGAUUAUUUAUUCAGGUAUUUGUUAUUACGAACAAAGUAAACCAUCCAAAACCUAGAAAGUAGAAAGUUGUAUUUGUUUUCUUGGAGAAAAACAUUGUUUUGACUAUUAUCUACUAGUUACUGAUUAUUAUAAUUAAAUUAAGAAUUUAAAGUCAUAUUGUCUUUGCCUUAUUAUAAUAUAAGUCAUAGACUAUUAUGAAAUUUAAUAAGAUUUAAAUUUUCACAGUUUAUAGUUUGUACCCUAUUUUUCUGUAACAUAAUGUAGUGUGUUGUAAAUUUUAUAUUUGUAACACAAUUAAUUGGAAUGUAGUGUAUAUUCAUAUUUUUUUGAAAUUUUGACAUUAAAUAAAAUACAAUGGGUUUUAACUUUUAUUUUACAGUAUACACAUCUGUCAUUGUCAUGAGCUGUGUGUAUGAAUAUAGUAUUGAAAAAGUUAUGGAAGUACAGAGUUUUGAUAAUAUAUCUAAGUAUGUAUUAAUAUUUGCAGAACUUAGACAUAUGUUUAAUAUGAGCUUUUAGGUCCAAUCUAGUCUAAAACCUCAUCUUUGAAUUUGUGCGUUUACCAAGAACAGUCAUCUAUUAGCAAAUAUUUUUUGUAUUGUAAUUAUUUAUUAUUACUUUAAUUAGUAUUUAACUGUAAAAGACUGAUAUGUUAAAAAGACUCUUUCUCAAAAUUUAUUUUUACAUUAAAUUUUAAAUUGAUAUCUUUUGUUAGUUGUAAAUACAAUUAUUUUCCAAAUAAUACUGGGGUUCCAUCUGUAAUAACUUCAGUUGUUGAGGGACAUUGUAAAACCCUUAUUAAGAAGUAUGUAUUAUUUCGAAUGUAUUUUAAUGUACACAUAAUUUGACCUGUGUAAUAAUCCUAAAUUUUUAAGUCUAUUAAGGUGCUUAUGAUCAUUGUGUUACUAUGCAUAUAAGUACCUAAACAAGUAUGCUGCAAGUUCUAUAGUAUGAUUGAAAACCCUGGGGUUCCGCGGAACACCUUUUGGGAACCGUUGGCCUAAUGUAUUUGUAUAGUGCAGAUGUCCUGCACAGACCACAUUCGUCAUGCAUAUACAUGUAGGUACUGUACUCAUUGGAAACAUUUUGUGUGCACUAUGCAACCAUAAUUGCUAUAACAGCUUGUCUUUCUGAGUGGAAAUCGCAGUAUUCUAAUUGUGUUCAAAAAUACCUCUGAUAGUUCAAACAGUAGCUGAACUUGAGUAGUUUUAGUCAUUCUGACAGUUUCAAGUUGUACAAAAUAGAGUUCUUGUUUCAAACCAUGGUGGUAAUUUCUUCUAAAAUAAUAGUAAAAAUAAAUAACACUAAGAGGAAAUCACAGACCAAACAGAUGCCUUGAUUUCAUUAGUCAAUGCCAUGAGAUUAGGUGCACUUAUUUUCAUUGUCUGACAAUAUGAAAAACUUGUGAUGACAGCAACAGUAACUAUAGUCUUACCUUAAACUCAUUCUCUUCAUCAAAUAAAUUUUGAUGAAUCAGAAAAUCUCAGUGGCAUAGACAAAAUUAAUGUCACUAAAAAAAUCUGUUGUAAGUUUUUUUAAUAUGUUCUUGAAAAAUUAUGUUAAAAAAUGGGAUUUUGUAUUUUUGUUUGUUGCUCAAUGAAAUAUAUAAAUAUAUAUUA
This is a messenger RNA of Bacillus rossius redtenbacheri, 8374 nucleotides long. RefSeq names its product aquaporin-10-like. Gene Ontology annotation, biological process: water transport; glycerol transmembrane transport. The record is from RefSeq and is a predicted model, not a curated record. NCBI's taxonomy places the organism in Eukaryota, Metazoa, Arthropoda, Insecta, Phasmatodea, Bacillidae. Gene Ontology annotation, cellular component: plasma membrane; basolateral plasma membrane. The coding region runs from base 230 to 1075 and encodes 281 amino acids. The transcript has 7 exons. Gene Ontology annotation, molecular function: water channel activity; glycerol channel activity.